GACCAGAUCUGAACUGGUCAUCUCCCAAACUUAAGGGUCCCAAAGUAGACCUAAACCUUCCAGACACUGAUAUUGACAGUCCAUCAGGAAAACUCAAAAUGCCAACUUUCAAGAUGCCAGAUUUAGGAUUCUCUGGACCAAAAAUUAAGGGGCCUGAUUUAAAUCUUUCAGCCCCCAAGAUUAAAGGGGGAAUAAGUCCCCCAGAUUUGGAUCUGCCAUAUGUAGACCUCAAAGGCCCCAAAUUAGACCUCAAUGCACCAGAUGUAAACUUUAAUAUGCCCUCAGGUAAAGUCAAAGUACCUACAUUGAAGAAACCAAAGGUUGAUCUGAAUGCUCCUGAUCUGGACAUUAACGGCCCCUCUGGUAAACUGAAAAUGCCCACAUUUGGGCUGUCUGGUAAAAUGCCAAAAUCUCCCAAAUUAAAUCUUAAAGCUCCAAAGAUGAAGGGGGGAAUUGAUUUUCCAGACCUGAAUUUCCCAGAUGCUGACCUCAAAGCCCCUAAACUAGAUGUGAAUGCUCCAGAUCUCAACAUCAAUGCACCCUCAGGGAAAUUCAAGAUGCCUAAAUUUGGGCUGUCUGGUACAAUGCCAAAAUCUCCCAAAUUAAAUCUUAAAGCUCCAAAAAUGAAGGGGGGAAUUGAUUUUCCAGACCUGAAUUUACCAGAUGCUGACCUCAAAGCCCCUAAACUAGAUGUGAAUGCUCCAGAUCUCGACAUCAAUGCACCCUCAGGGAAAUUCAAGAUGCCUAAAUUUGGGCUGUCUGGUACAAUGCCAAAAUCUCCCAAAUUAAAUCUUAAAGCUCCAAAGAUGAAGGGGGGAAUUGAUUUUCCAGACCUGAAUUUACCAGAUGCUGACCUCAAAGCCCCUAAACUAGAUGUGAAUGCUCCAGAUCUCGACAUCAAUGCACCCUCAGGGAAAUUCAAGAUGCCUAAAUUUGGGCUGUCUGGUACAAUGCCAAAAUCUCCCAAAUUAAAUCUUAAAGCUCCAAAGAUGAAGGGGGGAAUUGAUUUUCCAGACCUGAAUUUACCAGAUGCUGACCUCAAAGCCCCUAAACUAGAUGUGAAUGCUCCAGAUCUCGACAUCAAUGCACCCUCAGGGAAAUUCAAGAUGCCUAAAUUUGGGCUGUCUGGUACAAUGCCAAAAUCUCCCAAAUUAAAUCUUAAAGCUCCAAAGAUGAAGGGGGGAAUUGAUUUUCCAGACCUGAAUUUCCCAGAUGCUGACCUCAAAGCCCCUAAACUAGAUGUGAAUGCUCCAGAUCUCAACAUCAAUGCACCCUCAGGGAAAUUCAAGAUGCCUAAAUUUGGGCUGUCUGGUACAAUGCCAAAAUCUCCCAACUUAAAUCUUAAAGCUCCAAAGAUAAAGGGGGGAAUUGAUUUUCCAGACCUGAAUUUCCCAGAUGCUGACCUCAAAGCCCCUAAACUAGAUGUGAAUGCUCCAGAUCUCGACAUCAAUGCACCCUCAGGGAAAUUCAAGAUGCCUAAAUUUGGGCUGUCUGGUACAAUGCCAAAAUCUCCCAAAUUAAAUCUUAAAGCUCCAAAGAUGAAGGGGGGAAUUGAUUUUCCAGACCUGAAUUUCCCAGAUGCUGACCUCAAAGCCCCUAAACUAGAUGUGAAUGCUCCAGAUCUCGACAUCAAUGCACCCUCAGGGAAAUUCAAGAUGCCUAAAUUUGGGCUGUCUGGUACAAUGCCAAAAUCUCCCAAAUUAAAUCUUAAAGCUCCAAAGAUGAAGGGGGGUAUUGAUUUUCCAGACCUGAAUUUACCAGAUGCUGACCUCAAAGCCCCUAAACUAGAUCUCGACAUCAAUGCACCCUCAGGGAAAUUAAAGGUGCCUAAAUUUAGAGGCCUAAAGGGGCCAGAUGUUGACAUUAAUGGCGCUAUAGAGGGACCAGAUCUGAACUGGUCAUCUCCCAAACUUAAGGGUCCCAAAGUAGACCUAAACCUUCCAGACACUGAUAUUGACAGUCCAUCAGGAAAACUCAAAAUGCCAACUUUCAAGAUGCCAGAUUUAGGAUUCUCUGGACCAAAAAUUAAGGGGCCUGAUUUAAAUCUUUCAGCCCCCAAGAUUAAAGGGGGAAUAAGUCCCCCAGAUUUGGAUCUGCCAUAUGUAGACCUCAAAGGCCCCAAAUUAGACCUCAAUGCACCAGAUGUAAACUUUAAUAUGCCCUCAGGUAAAGUCAAAGUACCUACAUUGAAGAAACCAAAGGUUGAUCUGAAUGCUCCUGAUCUGGACAUUAACGGCCCCUCUGGUAAACUGAAAAUGCCCAAAGUUGGGCUGUCUGGUAAAAUGCCAAAAUCCACAAAACUGAAUUUCAAAGCCCCAAAGAUAAAGGGGGGAAUUGGUUCCCCAGAUCUGAAUUUCCCAGAUGCUGACCUCAAAGCCCCUAAACUAGAUGUGAAUACCCCAGAUCUUGACAUAAAUGCACCUUCUGGGAAAUUAAAAAUGCCCAAAUUUAAAAUGCCUAAAUUCAGGGGCCUAAAGAGACCAGAUGUUGACAUUGAUGGAGACUUAGAGGGCCCAGAUAUUGAUAUCAAUACCCCUACAGCUAACCUCAAAGGUCCCAAAACAGGUCUAAAAAUGCCUGAUUUGAAGAUGCCUGAUUUCAGACUAUCUGGCCCAAAUGUAGUUUAUGAUUUACCCAAUACUGACCUCUCAGCACCAAAGCUAAAAGGGGGAAUCAGUCCCCCAGAUUUGAGACUACCUAAGGGUCAUAUCAGAGGGCCCAAACUAGACCUCAAUGCUCCAGAUAUGCCCUCAGGUAGAUUCAGAGUUCCAACCAUAGAGAGGCCAAAUGAUAGCAUCAAAGCCCCUGAUUUGGACAUCAACACUCCUUCAUUUAAAAUGCCCAAAAUGCCUAAAUUUGUGUUGUCUAGUCCAAAAAGACCAGAUCAUGACAUCAGUGCUGACAUAGGUUUUAAAUUGUCAAAGAUGAAAGGUGGGAUUGGUUCACGACACCUGGACCUACCUACAGUUGACCUAGAAGCUCCUAAGAUAGAUGUAGACACUCCAGAUAUGAACAUUGAUUCACCCUCUGGGAAAUUCAAAAUGCCCCACCUCAAAAUGCCCAAAUUCGGCCUUUCUGGCUUGAAAGGUCCAGAUCCUGGAAUAGAUGGAGACAUUGAUGGACCGGACCUGAGUUUGUCAGCCCCGAAAGUAAACACAGGGAUCGGUAGUCCAGAUUUAGACAUAAAUGUUCCCUCUGGUAAUCUCAAAGGCCCCCAAGCUGAUCUCAAUUUGCCAGACAGUGACAUUGCUAUACAAUCUGAAAAAUUCAAACUGCCAUCCUUUAAAUUGCCUCAGUUUGGAAGUCCCAAUCUAAGGGCAGGUACACAUAUGGACUUUAUGAAAACAAAUUACAUUUCUCCUCCAAAGGUUAAAGUGAAUCUAAAAGCACCCGACUUGAAAGUUAGUCACCCAGAUGUCAGCCUGAGUUUACCCAAAGCUGAUACCAGAAGCCCAGAAUACAAAGUGUCAUCUCAUGGUAAACGCAGAUCUGAUAUCCCAGGUGGAACGCAUAUAAAAGUGCAAGCAGAAGACAUAGAUACAGAAGUGACACUGCCACACACUGAUAGGAAGUCUAGGAAGGUCAAAGGAAGGGCCAGUUAUCCCAUUGCAGAUAUUGAUUUGCCAAAAGUUGAGUAUGAAGCGUCUGGUUUGGAACUGAGAGGUUCAGACCUUAAUGAUCCCACAGGGAAAUUAAAAAUGCCCAAAUCCAAGACUUCUAAAUUGGGUAGUCAUACAAUAGCAGACCUUGAUAUAGACUCAAGUCCUGCCAGUAUUAACGCCUCAGUUCCUAAACUCCCACCCCCAAGGUAUGGAGUAGAGGUUUCACAGCCAGAUUUAAAUUUGAGUAGAACUGACCUCAAGGGCAAUAAACAUCAUAGGAAAGCCCCAGCUGGUGAAACCGGCAGAACAAAAAGGAGUCCAAAACAGUCUGAAAUUGGAACUUCCAUGCCAAAUUUUACUCAUGGUUCAAACCCCAAAAUGUCUGAAGAUCAAGAAGGAUAUUUGGUCACUGUAUUUCCCAAACACCUCAAAGGGGAUGUACCAGACGGAACUGGGAGCCUGAAAAAUCAUCACAAGGAAGAGUCAAACCGUAGAUCUCAUACACUCAGAAGUCUCGACUUCAGUGCAUCAAAUGUGGACCUUGAAGUUCCAGAAGAUGAGAACUUAAAAGGGUCAACAUUCUGGCUUUCAAAGCUUAUAUAGCGUUCAGACAACUGACUAAAUGUAUUUUUAGGUUGGUUUGAAUCACAAUCUUCUGUUGAAACAUAAUGCAGAAAAUGUCUGUGACAUAUAAAACAAGCAUCAGAUUAUUUGCACUUAUUUGUACUUUUUUAAAUGUAAAUUCAUUGGUAUUUGUUAUGAACAUGUUGAAAAUGAAUGUGUAAAGCUUUCUUUUGUCAAGUGAUUAAAAAAAUGCAUGAAAGGUUUGUUAUGUUCUGCUGAUAAGCUAUUCGAAUGGUAGUUUUACUCUACACUUGCUACAUUGUAAUAAAAUUACAUUUAGUAACUUUU
Oncorhynchus mykiss (rainbow trout) is the source of this 4514-nucleotide messenger RNA. The record is from RefSeq and is a predicted model, not a curated record. NCBI's taxonomy places the organism in Eukaryota, Metazoa, Chordata, Actinopteri, Salmoniformes, Salmonidae.